Messenger RNA from Loxodonta africana (African savanna elephant), 2409 nucleotides. It is a transcript of the gene PKD2L1, whose product is annotated as polycystin 2 like 1, transient receptor potential cation channel. The coding region runs from base 1 to 2409 and encodes 802 amino acids. Lineage: Eukaryota; Metazoa; Chordata; Mammalia; Proboscidea; Elephantidae. The record is from RefSeq and is a predicted model, not a curated record. Gene Ontology annotation, biological process: detection of mechanical stimulus; potassium ion transmembrane transport. Gene Ontology annotation, molecular function: calcium channel activity; calcium-activated potassium channel activity; muscle alpha-actinin binding. Gene Ontology annotation, cellular component: membrane. The transcript is spliced from 16 exons.
AUGGAAGGUCCCGAGGGGCAGGAACUGCAAAAUCUGGGGAACGGAGCCUGGGAUAACCCUGCCUACAGUGGUCCCCCUUCUCCACAUGGCACACUGAGGAUCUGCACCAUCUCCCAUGCGGUGCCCCCUCAGCCCCAACCCAAGAAGUCUGAAGAUGGACCCCAGGAGAAGGCACACAGGACCCUGGUGUCCAGCUGCUGCCUCUAUAUCUGUCGAGGCAUCAGAGGACUCUGGGGAACAAACCUGACUGAGAACACAGCCGAGAACCGGGAACUUUACAUCAAGACCACCCUGCGGGAGCUUUUGGUAUAUAUUGUGUUCCUGGUGGACAUCUGUCUAUGUGGCCAGUUAGCCUCACACUGGGGAGUAUUGAUGAGGAUUUCACCAUUUCACAGGGAAACUCAUUCCACUGUUGGGAAGCUCUACUUAUUUCCUUCAGUCAACAGGCACCUGGGGAGCCCCCUCUUCUGUUGCAAACAUUGGACCGAAGGAUACGGAGUGACUUACGGAAUGACAAGCUCCAGUGCCUAUUACUACACCAAAGUGAUGUCUGAGCUCUUCUUACAUACUCCGUCAGACACCGGUGUCUCCUUCCAGACCAUCAGCAGUAUGGCGGACUUCUGGGAUUUUGCCCAGGGACCACUCUUGGACAGUUUGUAUUGGACCAAAUGGUACAACAACCAGAGCCUGGGCAGAGGCUCCCACUCCUUCAUCUACUACGAGAACCUGCUGCUGGGGGUUCCGAGGCUGCGGCAGCUAAGGGUCCGCAAUGACUCCUGUGUGGUGCAUGAGGACUUCCGCGAGGACAUUUUGAGCUGCUAUGAUGUCUACUCUCUGGAUAAGGAAGAUCAGCUCCCCUUUGGACCCCUCAAUGGCACAGCGUGGACAUACCACUCACAGGAUGAGCUAGGAGGCUCCUCCCACUGGGGCCGGCUCACAAGCUACAGUGGAGGUGGGUACUACCUGGACCUCCUGGGAUCUCGACAGGCUAGUGCAGAAACACUCCGGGACCUACAAGAGGGGCUGUGGCUGGACCGGGGCACUCGAGUAGUCUUCAUCGACUUCUCAGUCUACAAUGCCAACAUCAAUCUUUUCUGUGUUUUGAGGCUAGUGGUGGAGUUUCCAGCUACAGGAGGUGCCAUCCCAUCCUGGCAGAUUCGAACAGUGAAGCUGAUCCGCUAUGUCAGCAACUGGGACUUCUUUAUCGUUGGCUGCGAGAUUGUCUUCUGUGUCUUCAUCUUCUACUAUAUGGUGGAGGAGAUCUUGGAGCUCCACAUCCACCGGCUUCACUACCUCAGCAGCAUCUGGAACAUCCUAGACCUGGUUGUCGUCUUGCUCUCCAUUGUGGCUAUGGGUUUCCACAUAUUUCGAACCCUCGAGGUGAAUCGGCUGCUGGGGAAGCUCCUGCAGCAGCCAAACACAUACGCGGACUUCGAGUUCCUCGCCUUCUGGCAGACACAGUAUAACAACAUGAAUGCUGUCAACCUCUUCUUUGCCUGGAUCAAGAUAUUCAAGUAUAUCAGCUUCAACAAAACCAUGACUCAGCUCUCCUCCACACUGGCCCGCUGUGCCAAGGACAUCCUGGGCUUCGCCAUCAUGUUCUUCAUUGUUUUUUUCGCCUAUGCUCAACUCGGCUACCUACUUUUUGGAACCCAAGUGGAAAACUUUAGCACAUUCAUCAAGUGCAUUUUUACUCAGUUCCGGAUCAUCCUUGGGGACUUUGACUACAAUGCUAUCGACAAUGCCAACCGCAUCCUGGGUCCUGCCUACUUUGUUACCUACAUCUUCUUCGUCUUCUUUGUGCUCCUGAACAUGUUCCUGGCCAUCAUCAACGACACCUAUUCAGAGGUCAAGGAGGAGUUGGCUGGACAGAAGGAUGAGCUGCAGCUUUCUGACCUUCUGAAACAGGGCUACAAUAAGACCCUACUGAGAAUGCGUCUGAGGAAGGAGCGGGUUUCAGAUAUGCAGAAGGUCCUGCAAGGUGGGGAGCAGGAAACCCAGUUCGAGGAUUUCACCAACACCUUUCGGGAGUUUGACCGUGACGGGAAUCGCAUCCUGGAUGAGGAGGAACAGGCACAAAUGCAACAGGAUCUGGAGGAGGAGAGGGUAGCCGUCAGCGCUGAGAUUGAGAAUUUGGGCCAGUCCAUUGUGAGAAGCCCACCAGGAAAGUCGGACUCAGAGGCUGCCAGAGCAGGUUGCUGGGUUUCAGGAGAAGAAUUCCACACGCUGAAAAGGAGGGUUCUGCAGCUGGAGACUGUCCUAGAAGGAAUCGCGUCCCAGGUUGAUGCUGUGAGUUCAAAGCUGAAGAUGCUAGAGAGGAAGGGGCAGAUGGCUCUCUCCCCAGGCCUGGAGGAACAAGCCAUUUGGGAGCACCUGCAGCCAGGCCCAGCUGUGACCCCAGCUCCCUAG